Molecule: messenger RNA, 1291 nt
Organism: Quercus robur (English oak)
Lineage: Eukaryota; Viridiplantae; Streptophyta; Magnoliopsida; Fagales; Fagaceae
Exons: 4
Coding region: 140-1117 (325 amino acids)
Biological process (GO): mRNA processing
Cellular component (GO): exon-exon junction complex
Molecular function (GO): mRNA binding
Source: RefSeq, a predicted model, not a curated record
CGGCCACGAUGACAUCUUGAUCUAGUUAGAGUGAGAAGAGAGAGAGAAAAGCCAAAAGUAGGGAAAGGAAAGAAAGAAAGAGCGAAAACGAAGAAAGGAAGAAGCUGCUUAGCUUAGCGUUCUUUUUUGUCUAACAAUAAUGUCUCGUCGGGAAAGGGAAGUUCGCGAUUCAGACUCCAAACGACACCAACGUUCUAGGUUCGAUCGAGAACCCAGUCCUAAGAAGUCUAGGAGGGAUGGGAAACCAGAAACAGAGAGACUACCCAACAAUGUUAAUUUGGAUGUUGGAGAGCAGACAGACAGGGAUCAAAAGCACCAUCGUCGGCUGCAAGAUGCCAUACCACUUGAGGCCCCUUUGGCACCUGAUUCUAAGCGAGAAAAUGAGGCUGUGAGCAAAGAAGCUGACAAGAAACCUGAAAAACAUCGUGAAGGAUCAAAACGUUCCUCUGAUUCAACUGAAGUACCUCGGUCCCGAUCUUAUUUUCAGCAUGAUGAACGUGGUAAUGCCAUGCAAGUUGGUCGAAGCAUUGGUCGUAGAGCUACUAGUGGAUGGAGGGAUUCUAAGGAUCAACACGAUGAAAGAGAAGCAAACAAGACAACUUCUAAUGCACAGGAAAGAGAUGAGAAACUACAAGCUAAGCAGGAUGACCACAGCGUUUGGCGCCAUGAUCGCUUCAUAGAAAAGGAUGAUCCACCUCCACCUGCAAAGAAAAGACCCUCAUUUCAGGAGAAGAAGAUUACAGUGAAUUCUGAACAUGCUGACAAAUUGGAAUCAGAGACUGUAAAGUCAGGCCAUGUUGACCAUUAUGUAGAAGGAAGUGAAAGGAGGGAGGAGAGAAGCCACAACCCCCGUUAUAUGGACAGACCUGAGAAGCCAUUAGCAGGAGACAGGUUGCCACCAAAGAGGGGAGAAGCACAUAGGGAUAGUUUUCUGUCCAGAGAAAGAUAUGGUGGUGGUGGAAAUUACAGGGGAAGAGAUAGUGGUAGACAAGGUUAUCAUUCUGGUGGUACUCGGGCUGAGAAGUGGAAGCAUGAUUUGUAUAAACCUGAAGGAAGUCCAACCCCAAAAAAUGAAGAUGAUCAAAUUGCAAAGCUGGAAGCACUCUUGGCUUCAUAGAAACAGUCAGGUCUCAAUCUGCAUAUGCAUGCGUAUUAUGUUCAUUAAGGUUUGAGUCUGACUAAUCAGAUAUUUUGUUUAAUUAGGACAUUCAAAAUCAGGGUUUGCUUAUUGUGAAUGUUCAUGAAUUCUCUUUUACCACCUAACCAAUUCAAUUUACAGCCUGUUUACUCA